CCCACUCAGUUGCCCCCUUACUCAGUCACACACUCAGUCGGGUCAGGAUUCAGCCCCCUGUGCCCACCCUUCCAAAGUCCAGUAUCAGAGAUUGCUAGCACCCUCAGUGAGCUGCUCCACGGCAGCCUCUCACCUUUCUGACUCUCUACCUCAAGGAGACAGGCACAACUUGAGACGACCCCCUGAGGGGCCUUCAGGACAGUAAAGAAUUCCCAGAGGCAGCCAUCAUGUCGCAGUUUUCGACCAUGACUACCAGGGAAAGGAAAAUGCAGGCAGCAGCAAUCUGCAGAGAGGUUCAAGGCCAAGAGGAUGCACACAUGGAUCUUGGGAAGAAAGUGAGUGUCCCUAAAGACAUCAUGCUGGAGGAGCUGUCGCUUGCCUCCAACCGGGGAUCCCGUCUCUUCAAAAUGCGGCAGAGACGUUCCGAAAAAUACACCUUUGAGAGCUUUCAGAAUGCAACUAACAACCUACUAAAUAGCCAAACAGUUUCCCAGACAGUGAACGAGUCCACCAGCGGCAGUGGGAACGAUCUGAGUUUGGAGCAGCCGUGCAAAGUGACAUCCAACACACAAGAUACCACAAUGGUGCCAAACCCGGACAGCAUCGCCCCGGGAUAUGGGGGUCCUUUGAAAGACAUCCCUCCAGAGAAGUUCAACUCUACAGCUGUCCCAAAGUCAUACCACUCACCCUGGGAGCAGGCCAUCAUCAAUGACCCUGCUUUGGCUGACACACUUAUCUCUCGUAUGCCUGAGCUGGAGCACCGAACAAACCUACCAGGAUACAAAAGCUUCAACAGGGUGGCAACCCCUUUCGGGGGCUUCAGCAAGGCGCAGAGACCCGAGACCAUCACAGCCCUGCAGGAGGAGUCUGUCCAAGAAAUCCCUGCUCUGCAGGGGGAUUGUUCUCUGAACCGGCCAUCCUUCAAUAGAGUGCCUCUGGGAUGGGUUUCAACCGGUGGCUCGGUCACACUCCCGAAUAUCUCUCUUGAGAUCCCCCUCAUCCCUGAAUCAGAAGACCUUUGAAUCCAAGGAGAAAUGUCACAGGGGAGGUUGAGGAAGUAGCAACUUUAGCCAGGGUUAGUGUGGGCUGCGUUAGAGAAUUUAUUCCCAGCGAAACGAUUAGAUUGGUAGCAAUCACAGAGCAAGAUGUGAAAUUAUUAUGUAACCAUGUAAAUCAAAAUGUUGUAUAUCAACAUGCACAAGAAUGCUUUUCUUGAAAUAAAGUGAGGCAAAAAUGCAACAGAAGCUUUA
Molecule: messenger RNA, 1250 nt
Organism: Cyprinodon tularosa
Lineage: Eukaryota; Metazoa; Chordata; Actinopteri; Cyprinodontiformes; Cyprinodontidae
Product: myozenin-2-like
Exons: 6
Coding region: 228-1022 (264 amino acids)
Cellular component (GO): Z disc; actin cytoskeleton
Molecular function (GO): actin binding; FATZ binding; telethonin binding
Source: RefSeq, a predicted model, not a curated record